This is a messenger RNA of Exophiala oligosperma, 2704 nucleotides long. RefSeq lists its product as uncharacterized. The coding region runs from base 1 to 2571 and encodes 856 amino acids. Gene Ontology annotation, molecular function: calcium-dependent cysteine-type endopeptidase activity. The transcript is spliced from 2 exons. NCBI's taxonomy places the organism in Eukaryota, Fungi, Ascomycota, Eurotiomycetes, Chaetothyriales, Herpotrichiellaceae. The record is from RefSeq and is a predicted model, not a curated record. Gene Ontology annotation, biological process: proteolysis.
AUGGCUGCCAAAUGGUCGAUGCUUGAGCAGCAGGCUCUCUCCAUAGAGAACAAUGCCUCCAAGACUGGGUCAACGGCGGAUCUUGAGGCUACAAUCAACAGCGUUGAGCUGUACCUUCAAGCCCUCCGGCUGGUCGAUACCCCUUCAGAUCGCAAAAGGCUCGACACCAAGUGUAAGGAACUUCUAGCACGAGCUGAAAAGAUCAAGAAUGGAUCAUAUACCUGUUCGACGUCGUCCAACAGGGUCCUGGUCAGACGUGAACUCAAGGCGCCUGUUUCGGCUCGCAAGCUUACAACAAGAGAAAACAUCAUAAUUCUCGAGGGCUCAAAAUUGAAUGGUUUUAUUUUCAAGCCUUGGACAAGUGCACCUGGUCCCGAUGAAUUCCUGCUACGAGAAGGGCAAGAACCAUUCACUGAUUCGCCGCUUCUUCCACUUUCUUCAGAGCAACUGGAAACCUUUGGUGGCUGGAAACGGGCGGACGAUGCUAUUUCUUCCAUGAGCAACAGAACUACUGAACAGCAUUCUCCCGUCAAAGCGAUGAUGCACACUAAUGAGCCAAUGGACCUUGUCCAGGACUUGACAUCUGACUGUUCAGUAGUCGCAAGCCUAUGUGCGGGUAUCUCCCGAGUUCAAGCCGGUCACCCCAAGAUUCUUCGUUCGAUUGUACACCCAUAUGACUUUGAAAAUGACCAGAUUUCCUUUUCCCCGAACAGGAAAUAUAUUUUGAAACUAUACUUCAAUGGCUGUUGGCGUAGGGUCGAAAUCGACGACUUUCUACCGAGCUCAAAGUCCUCCCGAGUGCUUCAUGUCAUAGACCGUCGAAAUCCUGGCUUAUUAUGGCCAGCACUGGUCGAAAAGGCCUAUCUCAAAGUACGAGGAGGCUACGACUUCCCUGGAAGUAACUCUGGCACUGAUCUUGCAGUCCUCACCGGUUGGUUGCCUCAGCAGGUAUUCUUGCACGAUGAAGGAGUUGAACCGGAUCGUCUGUGGGAAGAAAUCGCCACUAAUUUCACCGAGGGGAACGUGCUGAUCACCAUUGGCACCGGCAAACUACCAAGCCGCGAGCAGAAGUACCUUGGACUUGCAGCAGAACAUGACUAUGCAGUCUUGGCUCUAUCAUCCAACAAAGAUGUUAGGGAAAUUCUAGUAAAAAAUCCCUGGGCGGAUGGUGAUGUCUGGAAAGGUGCGUCAAGAAGAAGACCCAAUCAAGAGGACGGAAGUGGAUCCACAGCAGACGAAGAAAUGCUCCCUGGGACUUUCUGGAUGGAGUUCAAUAGCAUGUUCAACUAUUUCGAAAAUAUGUAUAUCAACUGGAACCCUGGCCUUUUCGCUAACCGGGAAGAACUUCAUUUUUCCUGGCAACAACAAGGCCUCGAUCAAAGCGGAAACAUUCUGGUAGACAAUCCUCAGUUCGCGAUCACCGCAGGGAAAGAUUCAGAAGUCUGGAUAUUAUUGAGCAGACAUUUCAGAACAGGGGAUUAUUCUCAAGAAACCGUUGGGAAAAAUGGCUACAUCAGCAUCUAUCUGUAUGAGCGCCAUGGGUGGAGAGUGCUAGCGAGUGGUAGUGCAAAGAUACGGGGCCCUUUUGUCGACUCCCCGAACACUCUAUUGAGGUUCAAGGCCACAGCACGGACUGCUUAUACUGCUGUCGUGGUUUUCCAAGAACUACCUCCUGGUAAAAUGAAUUUUACUCUAUCUGCGCUCUCAAAGGGCCCAGUCACGGUUUCGGAAGCUCGACUUCGUUAUCCUGAAAGAUCUAGCAUCAAGUCAUCAUGGCAUGGAUCAACCGCUGGCGGCAACUCGGACUCUCCCAACUACCUGGCCAAUCCACAAUUUCGGAUACGACUCUCGAGCAAGCAGCGCUUGGCGUUACUUCUUCGCGUCAAGUGCGACGAAAAACAGGAAUCAAACAUUCAUGUUAAAAUGCUGCUUGUGUUCAGCGAUGGCUCAAGAAUUGUGCGCCUGCGACCGAGAGAUGUGCUCGCACACUCAGGGGACUAUCGGCGUGGGAGUGCCUUUUUUGAGACAGAAUUAGAUAGUGGCAAUUACACUAUCAUCUGCUCAACUUUCGACCCCAACCAGCACGCUGAUUUUACGCUUGAACUCUACUCCAACGAGAAUACUCCGUUGAUCCAACUACCCCCUGACGGCAGUGGCCGACUCAGUAUCAGAAGCGCACCAGCGGUCUUCGAUACGAAUACGGAUCGACUUCUGGCUCCUCUGACUAUUAAGAGGAUGAGUCGUGUGACUGUUAUAGCGCGACAUGAAACGCCACCUGCAGUCGCACAGUCACUAUUUAAAAUGACGCUUGAACAAGGUCAAGGACCGUACAAGCAGGUGCUGGCGAGCAGCAAAUUUGACAAUGAAGAGUUUACUAGUGUCUCUGCCGGAAUACGUGUCGGGGAUGUAGACCUUCAGCCUUCCAUGUGCAGCCCGGGAACUGGUGGUCUGUGGCUAGUACUGGAACGACUGAGUCAAGGGCAAGCUUCUCCCCGAGUUGAGACUCUUGAAGUUGAAGUAUUCACAGAUGAGAAACUCGAGAUGGGCCCAUGGGGUUUGGGAGAAGGGUAGGCUGAAACCUUUUAGAGAUACUUUGCAAUGCACAUCUUCGACAUCGGUUAGUAUCACAUUCCCUGGCUGCUCCUCGUUCAAGUUGAACGAAAACUGCAUAUCCCGGUUAUUGCGUUGCGCACUACCAAAAAAU